This is a messenger RNA of Alosa sapidissima (American shad), 4257 nucleotides long. It is a transcript of the gene rab8a, whose product is annotated as RAB8A, member RAS oncogene family. Gene Ontology annotation, biological process: protein localization to plasma membrane; neurotransmitter receptor transport to postsynaptic membrane; regulation of exocytosis. The record is from RefSeq and is a predicted model, not a curated record. NCBI's taxonomy places the organism in Eukaryota, Metazoa, Chordata, Actinopteri, Clupeiformes, Clupeidae. Gene Ontology annotation, molecular function: GTP binding; GTPase activity. The transcript is spliced from 8 exons. Bases 62 to 688 code for a protein of 208 amino acids. Gene Ontology annotation, cellular component: plasma membrane; dendritic spine; trans-Golgi network transport vesicle.
CAUACACCAGUGUCUACGCGGCGCAGAGCUAUUGCCGGGCGGGAUUUCCGCAAUAUCAAGUAUGGCGAAGACCUACGAUUAUUUGUUCAAACUACUGUUAAUCGGAGAUUCCGGAGUCGGAAAAACAUGCGUAUUGUUCAGAUUUUCAGAGGAUGCAUUCAACUCCACCUUUAUCUCUACAAUAGGUAUUGAUUUCAAGAUUAGGACAAUAGAACUAGAUGGCAAGAAGAUUAAGCUGCAGAUAUGGGACACGGCAGGUCAGGAGAGAUUCAGAACGAUCACGACAGCGUACUACAGAGGAGCCAUGGGCAUUAUGUUGGUGUAUGACAUCACCAAUGAAAAAUCCUUUGACAACAUAAAGAACUGGAUAAGGAACAUUGAAGAACAUGCAUCGGCGGAUGUUGAGAAGAUGAUUCUUGGCAACAAGUGUGACAUCAAUGAGAAACGACAGGUUUCCAAAGACAGAGGCGAGAAGCUGGCUCUGGAAUAUGGCAUCAAGUUCAUGGAGACAAGUGCAAAGGCCAAUAUAAAUGUUGAAAAUGCAUUUCUAACACUUGCCAGAGACAUCAAAGCAAAAAUGGACACGAAAUUGGAGGGCAACAGUCCGCAGGGCAGCAACCACGGUGUGAAGAUCACUACGGAGCAGCAGCAGAAAAAAACCAGCUUCUUCCGCUGUGUGCUCCUGUGAGGCUGCACCUGCCUGUCCGCCUUACCGUCCACCUGUACGAGCUGGACGCCACUGGACUGUGCUCUUGCUCUCAGCACUCCCCAGACCAACCCUUUCCCUCCAUCCCUCCCUCUCUUUCUCUGGAUCUCUCUGUCUUUUAAUCUCUGUUGCUUCUCUCUCUUCGUUUGCCCCCCCUCCCUGCCCCACUUUCCUUCUCCUACCAGUUGGCCGAUGGACGUAGUUUGCUCUCUGUCCAUAUUCUUCCAUAAGACACACACCGGUGAUGGCAUCCUCUUCCAGGCUUAUGAUCCUUUGCCAAUAUUGCCGCGCUUCCGAUUGGCUGUACCUGGUCGAGGUGAAGAGCUGAGCCGGCUUGUGCCGGUCUGAAGGGCCGUGCGCUCUCUCUCUGCGUACGUCCACACUUCAGGAAGAAGAGGCCCACCGCUCCUGUUUGUCCAACAGCCCUGUCUUGGAGCACUCUCAUCUGAGCAUGUCGCUGCCAAACUCUUACCACAGCCCCCUCAGUCCCAGUCAGCCCCGAUCUCGUUCCGGAGAAAGCAGAUUGGUUUGAGAGUUGUUCUUCCUGGAUCAGACUGUAGAGCGCAAUUUGCUGAGUGUUUCGGAGCACUGCUUAAGAACCUUCUAUUCUCCAUUCCAUUCUGUUGUUUUGUGUUUCUGUUUUUCUAAAUCCCCAUGCAUUCCGUGACAAUCACUUGACCUAACUUUUGAAAAUAGGAAGCUGGUAGUGGUCCACUUGUUCUCUGGGCAUCGUUCCUCUCUUGUUUGUUAGAAUUUUUUUUCUCUUCAGAAACCUUUUUUUGGUGUAUUUUUUUUUUUUUAAUUACCCGUAAAAAAGUCUUUCUCCCAUAAUCACCCUCUGGACAUUGGGUCUGCAACGGCAUAUUUAUGCAGAUAGUUCACCUUGCCAUCUUUGUUUACCUGUUCAUGCUAUUGAGAUUUUCUUAUGCAGAAUCUGUGCACAACUUGUUAUUUCAAGUUAGGCUUAUUGAUUUUCUUGUUUGUUUUUUUUCUUUCUUUCUUUCUCUUUUUAAUACGUUUCAUAUUGCCAGUCUGGGCCUGUUUUGUUUUUGUUUUAUCAUUAUUUUCAUCACAUGGCAAUUCACCUCUCAAAUCCCCUACCGCAGACGGUCCACUGUGGAUGGUAUACUGUAAGCAUGUGCACAACUCACUGGACUCAUUGCUAUCAUCUGAUCCAAAAAAAACUCAGGACUUGUCUCAGAAAAAUCUGAGGGAUUGUAGCAGAAUGCCCCCCACUCCCCACUCUCCCUUGGUAACAAUACACAUUUGGUAACUAUAUACAUUUGGCCCUAACGGGUAGCAUCAAGAUCCAAACUCACAAAUAACAUCUCUGUAGAAAGAACAUCUUGGGCUGCCUCCAGCUGUGCUUCACUGGGAGGGGAAACUCGUCCAGUCGCCCAUGGUCCGUUGCACUUUAGGAGUGACCUUUUGUGUCGUGAGUAGUCUGUGCGGAGAGGUAGUGUUUUUGUAUAAUGCAAUUGAUCUGUUCCUUUUGUCAUUAUUGGAGAGAGAAAACAUAUAUUGAGACCUAAUAUAGACCUGAUUACUUAAUAUUUCGAUAAGUUUCAUUUGACUUGUAUUUUUUAUCUUAAAAGUCAUGUAUAAAAUUUAAAAAAGGCCACAAGCCUGCCCUGUGCAGUCUGAAAAAUCUGCCCGCAACACCUUUAGUCUUUAUGAAGCAAUCUACAUCACAAGAGAUGUUGCACAAUUCACAGCCGGUUUGAAAUGCCUUGGCUUCCAUCAGCUUGCCAAAGUUGACGGCGCAAAGCUCUUGAGCUUCUAGAAACCUCUGCUACUGUGCAGUGAGGGGAGCGGGCUAGUCUCCGGCCUUAGAACUGUGCUGCUGUGUCUUAGCCCUUAGAGCUGUGCUGUGUGUGUGUGUGUGUAAGAUCAAGAUAGCACUAACCUCAGCCCUUAAGAGCUGUGCUGCCACUAGCUUCCUCUGUGUGGGAUGACUCACCCCAGCAGAGCAGAGUGGAGGCUGUUCGGCCCCCUCUGGUUUUCCUUUCAGUCACGGGCACUUCCCUAUGUCAGCCUUAGGUGCUGCACUCAUUCUGGUUAGCUUGCUCACGCGCUCUUGGCCUUCCAGGGGCGUCUUUUCUGUCUGCUCUCUACUUUCCCUUUGCACACAGUUUUGUAGAAGUGAGCCUUCCGAUUGGGUGGAGACGCUCAGACUUGGUGUGCUUUGAAUAGGAAGGAGAUCUUAAACCGCAAAGGUCCGAUAGGGGCUGUGGAUUUUCACAGAAACCCCAAGGAGUGCAGCUAACAUAUUUCACCAUAACAUUACACCAGCACCUUUCAGUCUUUAAAUAACCACACACCUGCCUGGCUGCCAGACUUUGGCCAUAAGCAGCCUCACCAGCCCAUUGUAGAAGCUUGUCAGUUUUGAGCUUGCUUUUUCCCUUAAUUGACAGCAUACCAACAUGGCCAAUUGUGACUGCCAUCUACUCUUUGGAAGUCGGUUUGUGAGCCAGCAUACUGCGUUGGAGGUCAGACAAGUACACUGGGGACACUCUGGUGGUUAAAGCAUUCCGUUAGAAACAAACAAAAAAAAAACAGUGUUCUGUAUGUUGAAACAAGGAGAAGCUUGUGGUGUUUUUCAGGAGAUUAAAAGUUACGGUAACUUUCUCUUCCAUUUUGAUUUUUUUUUUUUCUUGGGUGUUGAGCAGUUUGCCUAUUUAAACCAAAUUGCUGGCUUCCCCUUUCAAUUCAUCAAUUCCUUUUUUCCAAAGAGAUCAAAUGAUCACUUUUCUUUUCUUUUUUUUUCCCUAUCCAUUGGUACCUUGGAUCAAAAGUGUCCCCUAUUAUAAUUAUUAUUAUAAUUAUUAUUAUUAUUAUUAUUAUUAUUAUUAAUGUUAUUAAUAUUAUUAUAAUACGGGCUUGAUGCCCUUUUUUCUGCCACUCUCUGUUGAGUGUUCGCUGAGCUCAGACCUGCAUGCGUUCACAGCCGAACCCUUUGUCUUAAUUGCUAAUACUUGAUCUGUUUUCAUUUUGAAACUAUGCAUCAUGAAGGUUCAUAUUGACAACCUUUAACAACCUACUUGGUUAUGAUUUUUUUUUUUUUUUUGGAAAUGUCAAAAGCAGUUGCUUCACACUGAGCACAUUCCUGUAUGAUUUUUGUUGUGGUCCCCCCAUCUCUUCAUGUGCAAUGCUCUUUUUUGUAAUUUAAGUUGAAUUCUAUUCAUCUGUCUGGCUCGGGUGUGAAAUUUGGCACAAAACAGUGUUGAGCUUGCCCUUACUGAGCUGUGAGGGAAGCUGAGGAAGGCCACAAGUCUGCCGUUGGUGGCUGCUCACAGAUCAGUGUUCCUACCUGCAUUUCUGUGAGUCUAGUCACUCAACUUCUGUCAUCGAUUCCUCUCCCAGUGUGCUUUCAGGUCCCCUUCCCUCUCGCUCACUCAUUCGUUUUGUUUUGUUUUGCUUUGGCAUUGCUGUCUCAUAUCAUAUCCAUUCCCCUUUUUUUUUAUUUUUUUUUUUUUUUAUGGAAGGCUGUUUUCAUGUAUCUGUUUAUUUGAGAGGUAUUUGGGGAGAGAAUUUAAAAUAAAUUACCUUUU